Messenger RNA from Nicotiana tabacum (common tobacco), 343 nucleotides. NCBI's taxonomy places the organism in Eukaryota, Viridiplantae, Streptophyta, Magnoliopsida, Solanales, Solanaceae. The record is from RefSeq and is a predicted model, not a curated record.
CUCUUCCAAUCAGUAUGGCUUCAAUUUAGGCCCGAUUGAUGGAAUAUAGGCCCAUAUUGACCUAGCUCAAGAAUCUAGAAGAGAAUCUUCUCUAGCUCCCCGCCAUUCUCUUUCCCGCCAAUCCAAAUCCCUCCAUUUUCCUCUAUUUUCCCAUUACUCUAUAAAAUCCUUUCCUUUUCAUUUCUACAGCAUAAAGGUUAAAGAAAAAAAAAUGAAUGAAAAUUUGGAGGAACAGAGCAAGCUUCCCGAGCUUAAACUGGAUGCUAAGCAAGCUCAAGGAUUUCUCUCAUUCUUCAAAACCCUGCCCAAGGACCCUAGGGCAGUUCGCCUCUUUGAUCGUCGG